CGUAUUUAACGACCAUCUCAUAACUCCUUCACGAAUACGCACAGGUGAACUCAUAGUAAUACACCAUCUCUACCGCACAGCAGUACGAAAGCACGCAUUCGCUCGGCUGUAAAGCCUCUCGGAAAGCGAGCCAUGGAGGCAGAGCCAAAUGUCCGCAAGGACAAGUCAGGGAGCGUCGACUCGAUCAUAGACGAUCGACCUGCAAAGAAGCCUCGUUUGUCUGUCGAUAAUACAGAUGGAUCUUCCACCAAGCCAGCUCCUCCUUCGAGUUCGGCUGUACCGGAGCCCGAUAUCGAGAUCAAUGAAGAAGUGGAUGAUGGUACAAAGGACGUCAAUAUGGAUCUCCAGCCAUCAUCACAACCAUCCGAGCGAGACGGAGGUCUACUCUUCGAUUCUCAGGAAGGGAUCCUAUCUGCUACCUUGCGAACCCCAGUUUCGGAGCAGGACGAUGUCAAGCAAGUUACAGAUGUCACAGAGGAAGAAGAGAUACAUCAGAAUAACGUCGAUAUGCCUUACACAAUUCAAGCUCCCCCGGAGAAAGAGGUCACGAACAAGGCAGAACAGGCAGCAGAGGAUGAUGAUACGGAAUACGACGACCCCUGGUUUGACGCGGCUUGCUUGACGACUACGGAUGAAGGGGGAAACAUUUUGCCGGAUCAUCUUCCCGUACCUCCCUCCAGCACUCCAGGCAAGAAGAAAGACCUCGAAAGAAGACGGUCGAGUGAGAUCAAGCGGAGUCAGGAGGGAAAGGCUAUCAGGGAAUCGUACAUGCGGAGCCAAGCGGCGAUGAUGCCUGUAGUCGAAGAGAAGGAACCUGAAAAGAAAGCAGAGAAGCCGUUGACCGGUUCGAUGUUUGCCUUUGGGAACGGAAAGGUAGUGCCCCCUGUCUCUGAACCGGCCAAGAUCAAGGCAGUCCAGGUCCUGGCGGAGGAUCCGUUAGAUACAUUUGGCAUGGGCCCCCGUACAACCCUGGCCGGCGAAGAGGACGAUUACUUUUCGACUGGGUUCACCGCGGGUGGCUCUUGCAUCUCCGGGCAGACAGUGAUUGAGCCGGAAGUCUCGCCUUUCCCAGCCUUCACUGGUUUCCAAACAGGGAAAGGGAAAAAGUUCGCUGAACCUUCAGAAGCCUCCAAGGCGCGCAUCGCCAACUUGUUUGGGAAAGACCUAGAAGGGUUGCCUCCGAUCGACGAUUUCUUCAAGGCUCCCGCCCCCGGUCCGUCAAAGCCGAUAAGCACUCCUGCUCGACCGGCGGCGAUAGGAAACGGGUUCGUCACCCCGGGUGCGAAGCCCACGAUGAUGCCUAGCUUCAAUGCGGCUGCCAUCAGCGACACGCCCACCAAGUCGACGGCUUUCGUGCCGCCGAAGUCGGUAUCUGGGAUGAGCUCUUUUCAAACCGCAUCAGGAGCCAAGGUUCCCGCGUUAUCGGCUGAAGCGAAAGCGAAAGCAUUAGCAUUAUUCGCUGAUGAAGGUUUUGGGCCGGCAGAUUUACCGGCGUCAAAUAUCAGGACGAGCUCCUUCCAAACUGCGGCGGGCGCGAAGGUGCCCGAGCUAUCAGCGGAAGCGAAGGCAAAGGCGUUAGCCCUUUUCGCUGAUGAGGGGUUUGGCGAAGCGGACCUGCCCACAGCCGGAAGCGGUAUUGGCGGUAUCUCUACCCCCGCGCCGGCCAUGCGUAACGCUGACGGGCCACACGAGAACCCCAGCUUCGAUGUUCCGAUGUUAUCUAGCUAUAGCCAGGCUGACGCGAUUACGAAAAUCGAAAAAAGGGAUGACAUGCUGCAAGAGACGCCUGUGUUACCUUCUCCUCGUGCGGUUCCAAUGAUCGCCCCAGAAACACCUCUUCGUCAUGUUUCCCGGCCGGCCGAAGUCAAGCAGCCCGUAGACCUUAUUAAGGAUGUCACCAAUCAGGGUUCGAUGCGCACUCCUGCUCCUCAAGCCAAGCCGUUCCGCCCCUUACUCACACCACUGCCGCCGGCAAAGCAAGACCUUGUCAACCGACCGCCGGCCUCGCCAUUAGCAUCCCCUAGGCUUGGUAUCGGAUUGGGUAUGACGCCCAGAUCGCGCUCGACGCUGAACAAACGUCCGACCUUCAAGACCCCCUUCAAGCCGAAUUCAAGCUCUUUCAGCACACCGACUCUGAAUCGUAUGCCCAGCAGUAUCAGGACACCCGGCCCAUCUUUGACGGCCAGACCGAAGCCUGCCUCAGUUGACAUCAUACCCGUCUUCGACAUGAAAUGUCCUAGCCCAAGGGAAACGAUGUUGGAAGCUGGCUUACUUCCGCAACAGUACAGCGCUGAGGAUAUAGCACAAGCCGGAUGUCCGGAGGAGAUAAGCAAAAUCGACGCUAAUAACGCCCUGUUCUACCAUUUCAACGUGGGCGACGGUCUAAAAGGACCUGAAGAUGCCUUCAAGCAGAUCCAGGCAGAAGGCUGUUCUCAGAUCGCCCUCAAGUGGGUCACUAAUCAUUGGUCGCUCAUCCUCUGGAAGCUGGCAAGCAUCGUCAGGGCCAAGCCAUCAAUUUGGGAAGAGAAAUGGAGCUAUAGCGAGGUCAUCAGGCAGCUAAAAUAUCGUUACGAACGCGAAGUCAAUCUCGCGCAGAGGUCUCCGAUCAAACGGAUGCAGGAGCAAGACUCGCCCGCAUCACUCCCUAUGGUGCUUUGCGUGACAUCGAUCACUCCGAUAACAAACGAACACGCACAACACAAUCAGGGUCAAUUUAACAGCAGCAUACUAGAAUUGACAGAUGGUUGGUAUCGUAUCAAGGCGAAUGUGGAUGUCCCAUUACAAAGAGCGAUCGAAGCUGGAAGGCUUCGUGCCGGCUACAAGAUCGCCCUUGCUGGAGCCAGACUUGACGCCACGAAAGAGGGGACUGACGUGCUCGAAGCACUGGGUCGCUCUAGUCUCCGGAUCAGCGGCAAUUCUACGUCUCUAGUACACUGGGCGAGACGGCUGGGCUUCAGUCUUCAACCGUUUAUCGCCACUAUGCCUAGCCUGACGAAAGACGGAGGAUCUAUAGCUUUGAUGGCCGUCACAAUCAACAGGGUCUAUCCGUUGGCAUAUAUGGCUAAAGAAAAGGGGAAAGGGGCCGCGCCAUGGUCAGAGGCAGAAGAGUCUCGAUUGCAGGAGGAGUGGACGCAACGAUACAACCAGGAGCGAGAACGGCUUAGAGAAGCUUGCGACAAACGGAUGCAUUCGCUCGAGGACGACUUGGACCGUCUCAAGCAGAUGUGUGACGGCUUAGAAGUAACUGCCGAAGCAUUGGACGAGGCGGAUAUCAGUGAUCAAAUGCUUGAGGAUUACCAUCAGACCAAUCAAAAACCUGCCUUUCUGCGGAAUCUCAGCUCUGUUCAGAUCCUUGCCCUUGCUCAAAAGGCACAGGAAGAGUUUGGAUCCGAAUCUUCCAGCGGACAGGCAGAGACAGAGGACUCAUUGAGGGCUCUUAUGCCCGCCCGAGCGACUCGCAGUUUUCAAGUCAUUCGUAUGGAGGACGUGUUCUCCAACUCGAAGGGGAAAAAGCGGACCGCUCAACUUCAAGUUUGGGACGCUCAUCAGUUAGCAAAAGGAGUCUUGAAGGAAACAGGCCAGUAUCUCGUUUCCAACCUUGCGCCUGCUCAACCCGCAUCUUGGUGCGGAGCUCAGGACUCAGGCGAAAUCUUUCUCUGCACGAACCGCAAUACAAUCUGGAAACGACUAGAAUGAUGAACGCAACGACCGGAAACGACCUCACAUAGACGACUCAUUAUAACGAAACGUGCAGGCAGCAUAGCACAGCAGUAACAGAAGAAUAGAACGAAUG
Molecule: messenger RNA, 3793 nt
Organism: Filobasidium floriforme
Lineage: Eukaryota; Fungi; Basidiomycota; Tremellomycetes; Filobasidiales; Filobasidiaceae
Product: BRCA2, oligonucleotide/oligosaccharide-binding, domain 1-domain-containing protein
Exons: 10
Coding region: 133-3696 (1187 amino acids)
Biological process (GO): double-strand break repair via homologous recombination; regulation of DNA-templated transcription
Source: RefSeq, a predicted model, not a curated record